AUGUCGUUGAAUGGCUUGGACGACCCAAAGGUCCAGGAAGCCUACGAGGCUGCUGUCGCUGAAGCUGGAGGAUGGUUCCUCCUCAAGUACGCGAGUCGCGAUGAAGUCGAAUUGCUGGGUCGUGGCUCAGGCGGCGUCGUCGAGGUGCGCAACAACGUCACCGAAUACGAAGAUACCAGCCCUCUGUACGGUUUCUUGAGAUACAGAAGGAGGAACGUAUUAAUCAAGUACCUGCCUGAGGAUUGCUCCCGUCUUAUUCAAGCCAGGGUAGCCGUUCACUUUAAUGCCGUUUGCGAUCGAUUCUCCCCAUACGAUACCAUCUUUGAAAUCACCGACGCCAAGGAGCUCAGAGAUACUAGGCUGUCGGCAGCUUGUUCUUUGCAUGCCGCUUCGGGUUCGACUUCAUCGUCUACAAGCUCAUUGCGCCGAAGACGAUUGAUGGAGAUUGCGGAGGAGGAAGAGGACGAGCAACAGCAGCGCGCCACCAAACGCCAGUCAGUUGCCGAGAACGACAAUGACGGCGAGGUUCGGCCAAAAACAGCCAAGACAAGCCACGAACCUGCUCUUCUUACAGAACCAGUUACCUUGAACUCAGAACUUGCUGAAUCUCCAGAGGAAAGUAAAUUCACCGACGCGUCAACCUCGGAAGUACCCAACUUUGUCGGUGCUGACGACAGACCUGAUUCAUCUGGUGACCCGGAAGCUCUUCCACGAUUGUCAUCACAAUCAGGUCGACCGGAUCUGUAUCCGUACUCAUACAAUUACGGCAAGCCAAAGGUCAAGCUUGGCCCCCGGCCAUCGCUUGAAACAAACGGCCGGCCUCGUACUGCGGGUUCAUAUCGUCCUGUGUCGCAGAUGCCUUCUGGUUUUAAGCUGUUUGGCAAAGGCUCCAAAAAGGAGAAGAACAAGGACGAUACUGCAACUACCGAGGAUACUCCUGCCGAGGACAAGGACACACCGCCUGUGCAGGGCGAACUGCAGAUCAUCGAUACAGAAAUCAACCGACCCACGACAAGUUCUGGAGUUUCGAUUUCUGGUUCCGCCAUCUUACCUGCGCCACCGCCUGCGAAACCCACAAUUUCACCCGAGAAGGCAAGAUUAAUGAAGGCCAUGAAGCUCCGAGAAAAGAAGAAAAAAGAUAUGGCGGUCGAGGCUGACGUCUCGUCACCGCCUGUCGAAUUUCCCGGACCCAGUGAAGGUGGAUCAUCUACGGAUCGCGCUGAAGACAACGAAAACCAACACGACCCCGACUCGAAUCAGUCGUUGAUGUCGAACGUCGACUCAGGAAUUGGUCUUGAUGGUUCUUCGGCCUCUAUGAAUGCUGACCAGGCGUCUGAUCUUGCGCGAACCGAUUCUCACCCCGACAGCCCCGUCAUUGCAUCGUCCGAACCCGAAAUGUCCACGAAGGCCUCUUCUCUUUCUGAAUCGACCGACGACACUCUGCACCCAAAAGACGAGGAUACACACAAUCAGGAUCAAGAUGAGAAGGCUGACACCAAGGAAACCUCAGCAGAGAGUAAAAAUGAGAAACUUGCCGUUGCAGCAGUUGCGCCGGCCAGCGAUGCUUUGCCAUCUAAGGAUGAGGAGCAGCUCGAGGACGUGCCCCUCGACCCCGUACCCGACGCUGAUACCAGCAUCCCGGAAAAGCCAGCAAACGCGCCUGCAAGCGACAAUCAAUCUACAACCGACGGUGUCUCAGGCGCGCCUGAGACUACCGAGGGGUCGGCCAAUCUCGACAAAACUGACGAGCCUCUAUCCCCUACGACUUCUGCCCUGAAAAUCCCCAAAUCUAAGUUCUCGACACAGGAUUUACGGUCAGCAGCGAACCCGACCCCGUCAUCAUUCUCCAACUCUCCCCAUCGAGAAAUCGAAGAGGACAAACCAACCAUUAUCGCUCAAGAAGUUGCGGAGAAGGAAGAUGACAACGAAGAAGAAGUUGAUGCGUCAGAAACAAAGCAACAAAAACGCAAAGCAAACAUCGACCCGAUCAAAACACAUCUCACAGAAGAUAAAGACCCUCUAUCUGACGACGAGGAGGACCUGAUGGACGAGCUACACGUUGCGACUCUUCACGAGGCGAAGCCUAUGACUGUUGCUAAGAGUCCAGUCACCCCUGUGUUCCCUAGUCCAACCAAGAGUGAACGAUCUCCUAUUAUUUCCCGAACUGUCUCGAAUCCUGUGCACGGCAAGCUUCUCGCCCCCGGCGAUGUCACCACAAGCUCGGCACGAUCUGUCAGCUCUGGAGGAGCGGCUUAUCUGCACAAGAUUGCUCAGCAGCCAGGCGGCCCUACCCUCAGUAGAAAGGGUACGGUGGGAUCGAGUAUUUCACAGCGCAUCAAAGCACUCGAAAAGCUUUCGGCCAGCACUGGCGAGACUCUAAGCCCCGCCCCUACUGCUUCCGCUCGGGAGAGACCAUCUUCGGCGUUUUUCUCUGUGCGCAAAAGUCGAGAGCCAUCUCGAUCUCCAUCCGUGGUAGACCGCACUAGCUCCAUCAACCGUUCAAACCUUCGAACACCCCCAUCGCGAUCUGGCGAACGCGAUGAGUCGCCCGAUAGAUCCAGGCAGACACGCAGAGGACGCUCAACAUCGGUGGCUAGUCGCUUGUCCGUGUUUGAAGCGAACCCUUCCGAAAACGAUGGCUCCCCUGGCUCAGAGUCAAUCUCGGUUACUGCCAGAAUAGUCCGCGAUCCCAGCCAGAACGCAGCCAGAUCGCUUGAACCUGCUAAAGAUCCAUCUGAAUUUAACCCCGUGGAACUUCAGGAGUCACCUUUGUUGGUAGAUCACCAAAAGGCAUCGCCUGUCUGGUCCCCUCCUACCUUUCAACCACCAAAGGAGACUAUAGUCGAACGUCGGAUGUCAAAGGACGACAACGGAGACAAGGAGGAUCAAUCAAGGCGGUCUUCACUCAGUGUGGUUAGAGACUUUAUCAAUGACCGUCGCAAAUCCCUCACAUCUCCUUCCUCUGAUGUCCUUCCCAAGGGUUCUCAAUCUCCAUCUCGCCCACCCUCGACACACCAGGGUAAACGGCUGUCAAUUAGCAGCCGCCGAUCAUCAUUCAGCCGCGAGAGAGAAAACGUGCUUUCUCCUUCUGCUACCACCGAGAGCUCCAUAUCCGGUGAUGAGACGAAGCCCAGUGGCGAGAAGAUGAAAUCCCGAGCUGGUCGAUUUAUGCGCCGCCUCUCAUCUCUUUCCAGCUCUCGUGGUAAGACCACACCACCAACUGUUCUCUCACCAACCGUGCAAGAGGAGCAAAUCCGCCCUGCGACAAGUGGACCCCCAUCCAUCAUCUCGUUUAUGGGAGAUGUUAAUGUGCAGUUUCCUGAUAACUUGCUCUGGAAACGACGCAAUAUGUGCCUGGACUCUCAGGGCUUUCUUAUCCUGAGUGCACUCCCAUCUCAGAGCAGUCGCACUGCUCAGGGCACCAAACGCUACCACCUGAGCGACUUCCGAGCACCAUACAUUCCCGAUGUCGAGGUUCAAGAGCUCCCUAACAGCGUGGUAUUGGACCUUGUCGACGGCAGCAGUGUACAGCUUGCAUGCAUGGACCGUACCGGGCAGGUCGGCAUCCUUCACACUCUCCAAGAAGCCCAUGCCAAACAUGCGACACCGUUCGCGUUGUAG
This is a messenger RNA of Fusarium poae, 3621 nucleotides long. RefSeq lists its product as uncharacterized. The transcript has 4 exons. The coding region runs from base 1 to 3621 and encodes 1206 amino acids. Lineage: Eukaryota; Fungi; Ascomycota; Sordariomycetes; Hypocreales; Nectriaceae. Gene Ontology annotation, molecular function: actin binding. The record is from RefSeq and is a predicted model, not a curated record.